Messenger RNA from Amoebophrya sp. A25, 976 nucleotides. NCBI's taxonomy places the organism in Eukaryota, Dinophyceae, Syndiniales, Amoebophryaceae. The record is from the annotation of a GenBank genome assembly.
GGUGUAUGAGGUGCCGUUCUAUCUCAGAUCUCAAUCUGCUUCUAUGGAUGAAGAUGAGGCUUUUCUCCCAUUUCUUGGUCUAGAACAGGCCAUCUGGUGACCAUGAAUCUUGUUUAUCUAGGCAGCUGCCCCGUCUUUUCAUUUCCACUCUAAAUGGAUACACAAUGCUAUACAGGAGGCACCAUGACAUGACAUGACGUGACUUCCUCUUGCUAAAGUUACCCCCCCGAAUGGGUAAACUACUACUACUGCUCUCUGUGGAUUCAUUAGCAGCGCAGUCCAUCUCAAACCAUGCAUCUUUGAAAGUGCAUUACUGUAAUUAAAGUGCAUUACAGACCGUCUUGAUGGGAGGGAAGAAGAUGGAAGAGAGAGGAUGAUAAAAAAGGGGAGAGUAGUAAACACGAGUUCUCGAUCAAGUUCGUCUAGGCUGCCCUCACUUAUAAUUUCCCAUUGAAUAUGUAUUUGAAAGUGUUGUACAACAGGUUAAUAUUAGAGCAGGACAGCUAGCUUGGAUGGUCUAUGUGAUUUGAAGAGGGGAAGAAAAGCGCCAUUGUUCAUAGCCUGGAUCCCGAUCCUGAUCGAUGACAGGUCUCCGGUUCCGGCUGACCCGAAUCUUAUGGUCUUUGGUCCAUGCUAGCCUAUGUUUUUUUUCUCUUUGUACAUAUGUCGUGAUACAGGAGCUACAGUUCUCUGCAGUUAUAUUCUUAUUGAUUCACACGUACCACGAUGGCUCCUCCACCAUCCGCUUCCAUGCUUCUAAUAAAUUCUGUGGCCUUCUGCUAUAGAUUUCUUUUUCAUCCACCAUGUUAUUUCGAUUCUCCUAAAAAAUCUACACUGUUCUCUCUGCUUCAGUGCUUCCUCUAAUCCUCCGGACUUCGGUCGAUUUAUUCAAGUAGACACACAACAAUCGCCAACCUUGGAUUUGCUGACCAAGGCGUUCGCGAAACUGGAAGGCACCUUCUUAAGGCCUUUAUAG